UUAAGCGUUAGUUCAGUUCGACGAAGACGUUGCCCAUCGACGUCGAUUUAUCUGUUUGCUCCUACUUCAAAGUUCUUAUCUGAUGUGGUCUAGCUAUUCGUCUUCCGUUUUCUUCAGAUUGAUUUAAGCUUCGAUGAGAGAAAAGAUAUUUAUUUUCGAUCGCGAUAUCUCGAGACAUACCCUAUGUUUCUUUCUAUUUUUGAUCAUCGAUCAAAUUCACGAAAUUUAAAUUUAAUAUUGUGAAUAUUAUCGUGCGAAUCUACGAAUCGACAUGACGAUCUCGGUGGCAGACACGGCACUCGACAUCGAAAAGAAGGCGAUCGAUCAUUGCACUCGACGCAAUCGUCUUUACAAUUGCUUAAUUUGGGUCUAUUGUGGCAUGUUCCUGAUGAGUUUCGUCAGUUUCUACGUAUUCUGGUACACCGACACGUUCUCCAACUUAGUGUUUUCGCAGAUGAAACUGCAGAACGACACUCGCAGUUUCAACUUGUGGCAACAUCCGCCUGUCAAGCUUGAAUACCGGGUUCGCAUCUUCAAUUAUACAAACGUGAGGGAGUUUGAGACAGGCAUGGCCAGCAAGUUGCGCGUCCAAGAGCUUGGUCCUUAUGUCUACCGGGAGACGAAGGAUCGCGUGAACGUGGUGAUGCACGAGAAUGGCACGGUGACCUUCCAGGAGAAGACAUCGUACGUGUGGGCAGACGGUAGUUCCGAGAACGACGUCGUCGUGGUGCCGAAUGUGCCGAUGAUGUUCAUCGUCGCGUUUGUCCGGGACUCAAGUUUCGCAAUUCGUUUCCUUACAAACACAGUAUUAUCGACUCUACGAGAACGAACCUUCAUCAAUGUGACAGCUGGUGGAUUCCUCUGGGGAUUCGAUAAUAGUCUCUUUCACAUGGUUAAACCAUUUUUGAUGUUCAAACGAGAUAUAUCAUUUGACAAGUUCGGCUUACUAGUUACAAAAAGCGGCGUCAAUAAAAAUUAUAUCACAAUGAAUACGGGAUCACAAGAUCUUCACAAUCUCGGCAUGAUCGAGCGAGUGAACGGAAUAAACAAUCGGAAAAUUUGGGGUGAUGAGAAGUGCGAUAGAAUCAUGGGUAGCGAUGGCAGCAUGUUUCCACCAUACUUAAUAAAAAAUACAAGUGAACCCCUUUACAUGUAUUCUCAUGAAUUGUGCAGGAAUCUACCUCUUCACUUCGCCGAACAAGUGAUCACUCAUGGCAUACCUUCUCUACGGUAUAAAUUGACACCUAACGCGUUCAAUCUUUCGGACACGCAAAACAAAUGCUUUUGCCCGAAAGUAAACGGUUUAAGAGUUUGCCCGCCGGCGGGACUCUUUGAUGUUUCCGCAUGCAAUGAUGGCGUACCUUUGCUUUCAUCAUUUCCACAUUUUUAUGGCGCUGACAAAUCCUUACUAGAACAAAUAGAUGGCUUGAAUCCUCGACAGGAAGAUCACGAAUCCUACAUAGAUUUACAUCCGCGCAUUGCGGUUCCCAUGGCCGGUUGGUCGAGAAUGCAAAUAAAUCUGAAAGUACGAAAAGCGAUUGGCGUACCGUUUCUUGGAAAUCUGAAGGACGGCACAAUUCUUCCGCUCAUUUGGAUAGAAGUUGGGGUAGACAAGGUUCCGGAAUUCAUAUUGGACAUCUUUCAAACCGCGUAUUUCACAGUGACCAAUGUGGAGAUGGCUUUACAAUGGGGCAGUCUCAUAGUCAUGAUGCUCUCCUUGAGCGCUCUGGUCACCUAUCUUUGGAAAUAUCACGUCCAACAAGCAGAGGCAGAGAUUCUUCAAAAAAAUCGUCCGUUUAAAUAAACGAUCUUCUCGAAUCGUUUUGAUCGAUAGUAAAAAUAGGUACAUGCGAAGGGAGUGUAUCCAAGAAGAAAAACGAAUUCUGAGGUAAUGCAAAUGAAAGAAAUUAAUUUUUGAAAGAAAUUAAUUUCUUAAACAGUUUAAGAUAUCUCUUAAAUUUUCAUCAAAAAUGUUUUUUAAAGUAUCGUGUUUGAGUCGAUAUUUCGUUGGAAUAGAGAAGAUAUUAUGUGAAAAACUUAGGUUUCCGUAAAAUUAUAAGCGGAAUUUAUAAUAACAUCUUGAGUGUAGAAUUUAGUAACAUUAAUAAUAUUGU
Messenger RNA from Camponotus floridanus (Florida carpenter ant), 2114 nucleotides. Its product is annotated as scavenger receptor class B member 1. Gene Ontology annotation, cellular component: membrane; cytoplasm. The record is from RefSeq and is a predicted model, not a curated record. NCBI's taxonomy places the organism in Eukaryota, Metazoa, Arthropoda, Insecta, Hymenoptera, Formicidae. The transcript has 4 exons. Gene Ontology annotation, molecular function: scavenger receptor activity. The coding region runs from base 272 to 1804 and encodes 510 amino acids.